AUGUCCAACGAAGUCUACCUCCUGCCUCUGAACGACGAUGGCUCUCCCGACGUCGCCGGCGAGUAUGUUUACCUCGCUCCCAAGACGAACGACCCUGUAACCAUUCGCUUCGCAAUUGAGGGCACCUCCUCCAUCUGUCGCCAUGGCAGUCUGUGGGUCAACAUUCCAGAGCAGGGCGCCGAGUUCCACAGAGACCAGUUCCGCGAGUUCAAACUCGUGCCCGACUUCAAUCGCACUAUCGAAAUCUCCAUUCCCAUCUUCCAGGCCGGCGCCUACGCCUUCUACACCACCUACGCUGAGCUGCCAGACCUCGCCGAGGAGCUGGACUCGAGCCCUCAGACCGAAACCACCAACAAAAAGACCCCGCUCUACUACAUCGAUGUCGCCCCGCGCCUCAGCCUCGACGGCAGGCCUCUGCCGCUGCCGGCCCUCUCAAUCUUCUCCGUCAUCAGCAAGUUCAUGGGCAAGUACCCGGGCGACUGGGAGAAGCACCUGCGCGGCAUCAGCGACCGUGGAUACAACAUGAUCCACUUCACCCCGCUGCAGGUCCGCGGUGCCUCCAACUCUCCCUACAGCUUGUACGACCAAUUGGGCUGGGACCCCGACUGCUUCCCUGAUGGCGAGAAGGAUGUCCAGGGCUUGGUCGAGAGCUUGGAGAAGCAGUACUCCAUGCUCAGCUUGACCGACAUUGUCCUGAACCACACGGCGCACAACAGUGCCUGGUUGCAGGACCACCCUUCGGCUGGCUACAACCUCGUGACGGCGCCUUGGCUGGAGUCUGCCUGGCUCUUGGACACGAAGCUGCUGGAGCUGAGCGACAACCUCGAGAAGCUAGGUCUUCCCACCGAGGUCAAGACUGAUGAUGAUCUGCUGAAGAUUAUGGAAGCUAUCAAGAAGCAUGUCAUCUCUGAGAUUAGACUGUGGGAGUACUACGCAAUUGACGUCGAGCGCGAUGUUGAGGCAUCUCUGGAAGCUUGGGUUGCUGGCCAGACCACGUUCCCUGACCAAGCUGCGGGCACGAACGUCACUGGACUCAAGGAUGCGCCUUUGAAGGAGCAAGCCGAGUUCCUCAUCAAGAACGGUCUCCAAGGCCGUGAUCGAAUGGGAGAGCGCUUCAGAAGAAAGAUCGACCCUAGCGUCGCUUCCGGACUCUUGUCUGCCAUCUUUGGACGGUACGAGGGUGAGGAGGGCAGCGGCCCCAGGAAGGCUGCGGCCAGGUCCAAGCUUGUCUCUGUCUUAGACGAAGUCAACCUUCCCUUCUACAAGGAGUACGACGCCGAGAUCACCGAGAUCCUGCAGCAGCUUUUCAACCGCAUCAAGUACUGCCGCAUGGACGAACACGGUCCGCGCAUGGGCGUCAUCAACAAGGAGAACCCUCUCAUCGAGACAUACUUCACUCGCUUGCCCAAGAACGACACCACCGCCAAGAACAAGCUCGAGGAGAACGUCCUUGUCAACAACGGUUGGGUUUGGGGAGGCAACGCCCUCGUCGACAAUGCCGGUCCCGAUUCUCGCGUGUAUCUCAGACGCGAGGUCAUUGUCUGGGGCGACUGCGUCAAGCUUCGCUAUGGCAAGGGCCCAUCUGACAGUCCCUUCCUGUGGGAGUACAUGACCAAGUAUGCCCGCAUGUUGGCCAAGUACUUUGCCGGUUUCCGCAUCGACAAUUGCCACUCCACACCCAUUCAUGUGGCUGAACAUAUCCUCGAUGAGGCUCGCCGCGUGAGACCCGACUUGUACGUCGUGGCCGAGCUUUUCAGUGGUUCCGAGGAGAUGGACUACGUCUUCGUUAAGAGGCUGGGCUUGAGUGCUCUGAUUCGUGAGGCUAUGCAGGCAUGGAGCACCGGCGAGUUAAGUCGCUUGGUACACAGACACGGUGGUCGGCCCAUUGGCAGCUUCGAGGUUGAUGAAGUGUCUCGUCCCGACGGCAAGUCUCCGAUGAGCCCGAUGAGCCCCUCCCAAGAGGGUAGCGACAUGCUCAACGGAGCUCCCUCCUCGAGAGAGAUCAUCAGAAGGAUCAAGCCGGUGCCAGUCCAGGCUUUGUUCAUGGACUGCACUCACGACAACGAGACCCCUGCCCAGAAGCGCGACGCUCGCGACACUCUUCCCAACGCUGCCCUUGUCAACAUGUGCGCGAGUGCAACUGGCAGUGUCAUGGGAUACGAUGAGAUUUACCCCAAGCUUGUUGACUUGGUCAACGAAACCAGACUCUACACCUCCGAGUCGUCUUCCAAGCCCGUCAAGGUCGGUGGCGGUAGAAACGGCAUCGGUGGCAUCAAGAAGCUUCUCAACCAGAUCCACACCCUCAUGGGCAAGGACGGGUACGAUGAGACUCACAUUCACCACGAGGACCAGUACAUCACCGUUCACAGAGUUCACCCUGAUUCUAGAAAGGGUUACUUCUUGAUCGCUCAUACUGCAUUCCCCGGAUACGGUAACGGCAAUGGUGCAUUCAAUGCCGUCCACCUCGGCGGAACCAGAGCCCGCCACUUGGGAAGCUGGAUGCUUGAGGUUGAUGCCAGCGACGAAGCCAAGAAGGAGGUUUUGGAUGACAAGAAGCUCCUUCGCGGCCUGCCGAGCCGCGUUGUCGAUGUCCCCGGUAUCCGCAUGGAGGUCAAGGGCGAUGAAACCAUCAUCGCCGUCCGGGACAAGUUCCCUCCUGGCAGUAUCGCCCUAUUUGAGACAUGGAUCCCGACUGCUGAGCACUCUGCAGGUCUCGACACCUAUGUGACCUCUGGUGCGAAGGCUGCCGUGGAGGACCUGAACCUCGUCGACCUCAACUUCCUUCUUUACAGGUGUGAGGCUGAAGAGCGUGACGGUAGCGGAGGCAAGGACGGCUGCUACGACAUCCCCGGUCACGGAAAGCUUGUUUACGCCGGUCUUCAGGGCUGGUGGAGCAUUCUCAAGAACAUCAUCAAGGAUAAUAACCUAGCCCACCCUCUCUGCCAGAACCUGCGUGAUGGCCAAUGGGCUCUGGACUUCACCAUCGGCCGGCUGGAGCGUGCCAGUCAGACUCCAGAGUUUGAGCGCCUUGGCAAGCCUGCUGCCUGGCUUAAGGAUCGGUUCGACGCGAUUCGCAAGAUUCCCAGCUUCCUGCUCCCGAGAUACUUCGGCCUGGUCAUGCGAACCCUCUACAUGGCUGGCUGGGAGCGCGGUCUGGAGCAGAUGAACGACAACGUCCGCCAAGGACAGUGGUUCCUCCAGAGCCUCGCCAUGGUCAGUGUGCAGCAGACGGGCCUGGUCAAGUCAGCAUCUCUGUGGCCCAAGAAGUUGGUCCCUUCGCUGGCUGCUGGUCUGCCCCAUUUUGCCGUUGAGUGGGCGAGAUGUUGGGGCCGUGAUGUCUUCAUCUCUUUGCGCGGUCUCUACCUCGGUACCGGCCGCUUCGACGAGGCCAAGGAGCACAUUUUCGCUUUCGCCAGUGUCUUGAAGCACGGUAUGAUUCCCAACCUGCUCAGCAGUGGUGCUCUGCCGAGAUACAACUCUCGCGACUCCAUCUGGUUCUUCCUCCAGUGCAUCCAGGACUACACCAAGUUCGCCCCCAACGGCCUGGACCUGCUGAAAGAGAAGGUCAAGAGACGCUUCCUUCCAUAUGACGACACCUGGUUUGACGUCGACGACUCGCGCGCUUACUCGCAUGAGAGCACGAUUGAGGACAUUAUCCAAGAGGCUCUCCAGAGACACGCUUCCGGCAUGUCCUUCCGCGAAGCUAACGCUGGACCUUCCAUUGACUCUCAAAUGAGCGACGAGGGUUUCAAUAUCUCCAUCAACGUUGACUGGGACACCGGUAUCGUGUUUGGCGGCAACCAACACAACUGUGGUACGUGGAUGGACAAGAUGGGUGAGAGCCCUCGCGCCGGCUCCAAGGGUGUUCCCGGCACCCCUCGUGACGGUGCUGCUGUUGAGAUCACCGGUCUCCUCUACAGCACACUCAAGUGGGUCGCGGGGCUCAACUCUGAGGGUAAGUUCCAGUACUCUUCCGUCAAGAAGGGUGACGACUCUUCAAUCUCCUUCAAGGACUGGGCGGAUCUCAUCCGUGCCAACUUUGAGAGAUGCUACUACGUCCCCGUUUCUCCCGACGAUGACUCCAAGUACGACGUCAACACCAAGAUCGUCAACCGACGUGGUAUCUACAAGGACUUGUACAAGUCCGGCAAGGAAUACGAGGACUACCAGCUCCGAGCCAACUUCCCGAUCGCCAUGUGCGCUGCUCCCGAGCUCUUUGAGCCGGCGCACGCCCUUCACGCGCUUUGCGUCGCUGACCAUGUCCUCCGCGGCCCCACCGGAAUGGCCACGCUUGAUCCCGCCGACCUGAACUACAGACCCUACUACCGCAACAGCGAGGACAGCGAUGACUUCGCCACUAGCAAGGGACGAAACUACCACCAGGGUCCGGAAUGGCUCUGGCCGACUGGUUUCUUCCUGCGUGCCCUGCUCAAGUUCGACUUGGAGAGAAGAAGCUCCGAUGCGGACCGUAUUGAAGCGUUCCAGCAAGUCACUCGAAGACUCAUGGGAUGCAAGCAGAUGAUCAAGGACAGCCCCUGGGCUGGUUUGACCGAGCUGACCCAGAAGAAUGGAGAGGACUGCCCCGACUCCAGCCCCACACAGGCUUGGUCGGCUGGUUGCCUGAUUGAUCUGUACAUGGACGCUGCCGAGGAGCAAAGCGACAAGGCCAAGAUUGCCUUGCCGACAAGAUCCAAGUAG
Colletotrichum siamense is the source of this 4698-nucleotide messenger RNA. RefSeq names its product Glycogen debranching enzyme (gene GDB1). NCBI's taxonomy places the organism in Eukaryota, Fungi, Ascomycota, Sordariomycetes, Glomerellales, Glomerellaceae. Gene Ontology annotation, biological process: glycogen catabolic process; glycogen biosynthetic process. The transcript has 3 exons. The coding region runs from base 1 to 4698 and encodes 1565 amino acids. The record is from RefSeq and is a predicted model, not a curated record. Gene Ontology annotation, molecular function: 4-alpha-glucanotransferase activity; amylo-alpha-1,6-glucosidase activity.